AAAUCUGCAAAGAAAAGUAAGUUUAGAUAAAUUUUAGAUGUUCAUCUGGGUAUGCAAAGUCAAAGAUAAAUGACUAUAUUUAAGGGAUUUUCUUUUCUGCACUAAAAGAUCAACUACCGGGGAGAUGAUUCAGUUCAUAAAGAGCUUGCUGGAGAUUUGAGUUCAUAUCCACAGCACCUAUAUAAAAGUUGGAUGAGUUGGCAUAGACCUCUAAUCCUAGCACAGGGACUUGGGUACACGGUAGGGGACCCAUGGAACUAUUUGGCCACCAGCCUAGCUGAAAUCAAUAAGCUUCAGGUUCAGAGACCCUGUCUCAAAAAAUAAGGUGGAGUAUUUUGGUAGACACCACCACACACCUUGCCACAGUCAGUGUAUUCCACACUGAUCCUGCCCUGUGUCUUACUGAUAAGCACUGCUCUCUACAGAGUAGCUUUUCUCAGUAGCACUCAGGUGUCAGAGAAUGAGGACGAGCAAUAUUUUUCAAUAUUCAAAGGCUCAAGCAUUUGAAUACUUGGCUCCUAGAUGAUGGCACUCUUUAGGUAGAUUGUGAAACCUUUAAUUAGUAAAGCCACUGGGUGUGGGCUUUGAGAAUUUAUAGUCUUGCACUAUAUCCAGUUUGUUCUCUGAGGUUCCUGAAUGUGGAUAGAGAUAGGAUUUCACACUUUCCGACCCUAGCUGCCUGCUGCUACAUAUUCUUCAUCAUUAUAGACUUUAAGCUCAAGUACAUUUUCUUCUGUAAGUUGUUUCUGGUCAUGGUGAUUUAAUAUAAUGUGACGGAAGAAGUCACUCAAUAAUGAUCUCUGGCUUCCACAUAAACUUGUACCCCCACACACAUAUGCUCACACCCACAUGAACAUACACACACCAUAUCCACCUACCUUCAUCAUACAAAGAGAUCAACUAUGCUUACAAACAGCUGCUUUAUCAAUAAUAAGCAAAAACAGAAAUGAGUUAUUAAGCCACAAAAAGGCAAGGAGAAACUGGCUAGGUAACUGUUCUAAUACUGAGCCAUGUCCCCAGCCUUAAUUUUCCUUGUACCUGAUUGGUGUUGCUCUAUCCCUGAGGUAAAUCCUCAGAGUUCCCAGUCCAUCCAUCCGUCCGUCUGUCAGUCCAUCAGAGUGUGUGUGUGUGUGUGUGUGUGUGUGUGUGUGUGUGUGUGUGUGUGUGUGUUAGACUCUGGGAUCACACCUAGGGCCUUGAGCAUGCUAGGUAAGUACUCUGCCACUAAGCUACAUCCCUCCCAGCCCAAUAAACAAAACCUUUAAAUGCAUAUUAUUAAGUCAAAGAAAACAGUUUGCAAUGCCACAUGUAUGACUCCAAUUGCAUGGCUUAUCAAUAAAAGGCAAAACCAUAAGGAUACUACUAGAUAUGGUGGUCCAUGCCUAUAAUCCUAACACUCAAGAAGGCAGAAUAUCUAGGCUAUCCUUGGCUACAUAUCAAGGUAAAAGCCAUCAUGAGAUACAUGAGACCCAAACUCAACAAAUAAAAACACCCACCCCAAAACAAAGAGACAGACAGACAGACAGACAGACAGACAGACAAGACAAGACAAGACAGACACACACAGGGUAUGCAGGGAUAGUUCAUAACUUCCUGUUCUUAAACAUAACCCAAAUUUGGUUGCAAGUCCUCACAAGGUAGUUUGCAGUAAUCUGUAACUUAACCUGACUUCUUUUAAUCUCUGUCGGUAGCAGGCAUGCUAUAGUAUAAAUACACACAAGCGAAACAUUCAUACACAUUGAUGUGACUGCAGGCCUCAGUUAUUACAUAAUAUGCCAAUGUUUCAUUAAUUGUAACAAAUGGGUCUAAAUGUUUGCAAUAGGGAAAAGGUUGUUGGGGAAGGAUAUAAAAGGAAUAAACUGCUAUUUUUUUGAAAACUUAUUUUUAUGUGUAUUUUUGCCUGCGUAUAUAUAAGGGCACUUCAUGUAUACCUGGUGUCUGUGGGAAUUAUGGAGGACUGUAAACUACUGCAUGGGUGAUAGGAACCACAUUUGGUUCCUCGAGAAGAGCAGUGCACUUAACUCACUUAACUCCUGAGCCAUCUCUCUAGCCACCCACUCCUUUUCAUUUUAAGGUUACAUGUACUUAUUGUGUGUAUGUAUGUGCAUGUAUAUGUGUGCAGGAGCAUGGAGGCUAGAGGAAGACCUGCAGGAGUCAGUUCUCCUCUUCCUUUGAACUCAGAUCAGACUUAGCAGCAAGCACCUUUAACCACUAAACCAUCUCACCAGUUCUUUAUAAUCUUUUUUGUAAAACUAAAACUGCUCUACAAAAGAAUUCUAUUAACACAAAACAAAUCUAAGUUCAACCAUGUUUACCAACAGUUUUUAAAGGCAGUUUCACUUUUAAGUCAGGCUGGCCUGGAAUGAACUAUGUAGUUCAGGGUGGCCUCAAACAGGAUGAUCCCCCUGCCUCUGCUUCCCAAGAUCUAGAUUACAGGUAUGAGGUUUCACACUUGGGUAAAAGGACUCUGCAAGUGAUAGGUAUCCAAUGUAGCCGAAGAUGGCCUACAACUCACUAUGUAGCCUAGACUGGAUUUAAACUUCUGAUCUUCCUGCCCCUACCUGCCCCCCCGAGUGCUAUGAUUACAGGUGUGUGCCACCUGGUCUGGCUCAGUAAGAGAAUCCUUGAAGAGAGGCCUGAAGACACAGCUCCUUAACAAAACAUGCACAAGACCUUGGGUUUCAUCCCUAGUGGACGAGUAUACCUAUAAAUAUAGCUGUAAAAAACCCAGAAAACAAAACAAAACAAAAAAAAAAAAACAAAAAAACAAAAAAUCAAAUGUAAUCCCAGUAUAACAGCUCAAGAUCCUAAGAGGAAAAAAGUGUGUGUGUCUCAAGAGCUUCCCAGUCCUAACUGCUUUUUCCUGUCACCAUUGUGGAUUAUAGCUGGAUACAGACAAGCCUAUGAUGCAACCCAACUUUGGACAUCUGCUGGUCAAUUAUCUUCAAAUGUUCUUUUUCUCUCUAAAGAUACAGGUACUGGAACCAGAAAGAGAUCAGGACUUCUUAGUGUGCGUGUGUGUACAUGUGUGUGCAUGGGGGGUGUGGGGUGGAAGAAUGGGCCCACAGCUGCAGGUUCUGGAAAAUCUACUUUCAGGAGCAAAGAGCCAUGUAUACCUUGCCUGUAGCAAUGUCUGUAUAGCUGCAUCUGAGGGCACCAAGACCAAACUUUUUUUUUUCCCCCGGAGCUGGGGAUCGAACCCAGGGCCUUGCGCCUGCUAGGCAAGCGCUCUACCGCUGAGCUAAAUCCCCAACCCAAGACCAAACUUUUGAAAACAUAGCCAAUACCUGGUUUGCUCUACAGACAUUAGGGUGCAGUGGCCUAACCUGGGAGGCCCUCUGACCCCGCUUUUAAAUCUAUAGUCACUACUUCACACAUGCUCACUUUCCUGGAGAGUUCAGUGAACAAUCUACUCCUUCCUCAAGAUGUGCAGACUGGAUUAGUGAAAAUUCAAAGCCCACAAGGCAUAAGCCUUUGACUAUCUUUAAAAACAACUCUGCAAAGGUUGCGUGUGGGCACACUCCUGUAAUUCUAGUACGGAAGCAGUGGGGACAGGAGGAUCAGGAAUAUAAAGGCUACCAUUGGCUGGUAUAGAAAGUUCAAGGCCAGCUUGGGCUACAUUUAACUGCAUCUCAAAAGAAAACAAAAAACAGAAAAACUUUUCAGAGCUAAGUAGCAGAGCACUUGCCUAGUACACAUAGGAGGCAGUAAGUUCCAUGUCUAGCACCUUAAAAAAAAGGCUUUGCCAGAGAUUACGUAAAACCAAACACAACAUUUGCACAGAUAUUUCUCUCCUACUACUUGAGUCACUGGGAGAAGGGGAAUUAGACCUGUUUCCCACUCUCUUAACUCUCAAACAGGCAAACUAAAAAUGUCCCAGUGUAGUGUUUAUUAUUACUCAUUUAAAGCUCUGCAGGUUCCUUUUUCUCUAUCAAGCAUGUUAACAGGAAACCAGGUAUCAUAAAAUUAAAAAGCUGUAUGGCAAAAAGCACCAGAAACAAAGACAAGCAGCAAGAGACAUCUGCUAUGUAUCAUUUUGAUUAGAGUUUGUUAUGCUGGGAAAUUCACCCACCAAGGGACAGGAUGUGAUGAUGUGUGCAGGCAUUCUUGGUUAACAUCAGUGUGUAUGUGCCCACACACUAUCAGUGUCUAGCGAGCACAUUACAGGAUGCUGUUAAUAAAAUAUUCUGCAAGGCACAGGAUGAUACCAAUGACUAAGAAGUACCUUGCCUAAAAUCUCAACAUUGGUAAGGCUGAAUAAAUUGCCUAAAAUGUCAACAUUGCUAGGGCUGAAUAAAAGUUGAGUCAAGGCAUCUACAAAUUAAUAAUUAAAAUCCAACACAUAACUAGCAGAAAGGUAGACAACAAUGAUAUAAACUACAACUUCAUGAUGAUAGCCAUUCAAAGAGAUGACAAGCCCAUGAGGAAAAAAAGCUUAACCUUGACUUGAUGGGGAAUGCCUUUAAUCUCAGUACUCAGGAGGUAGUCAGGAGGAUCCCUCCAAGUUCAAGGCCAGCCUGGUCUACAGAGCAAGUUUUAGGACAGCCAGGGCUACACAGAGAAAGUCUAUCUCAGAAAACAAACAAACAAACAAACAAACAAACAAACAAACUCAAGUCAAACCAAACCAAACACCUACCCCCAAAACAAACAUACAAAAAACAAGCAAGCAAGCAAGCAUGCAAAAACCCUCAACCUCACGAAAAGGGAAAACUGGGGACGAAAGAGCUAAUAAAUGGGGCACUUGCCUAGCAUAUACAAAGUCAACCCUGAUACCAUGUAAGCUAGCACAGGGGCACAUGGCUAUCAUGCUAGCAUUUGGGAGGUGGAAGCAGGAGGAUCAUAUCUUCACCUUCAGUUUGGAAUCAUCUAGGACAGUGAUUCUCAACCUUCCUAAUGCUUCAACCCUUUCUUUUCUUUUCUUUUUUUUUUUUUUUUGGUUCUUUUUUUCGGAGCUGGGGACCGAACCCAGGGCCUUGUGCUUCCUAGGCAAGCACUCUACCACUGAGCUAAAUCCCCAACCCCCGCUUCAACCCUUUCAAACAGUUCAUCAUGUUGUUGUGGUAAGCUCCAAUCAUAAAAUUAUUUCAUUGCUACUUCAAUUUUGCUACUGUUAUAAACCAUAAUGUAAAUAUCUGAUACACAACCCUGUGAAAGUCAUUCAACCCCGACCCACAGGCUGAGAAUCACUAGACUGUAUGAGACUUAUUCCCCCCACAAAUAAAGCAAAAUGAAAUGAUAGGCUGUUUUACUAGUCAUAUAAGUAGUGGGCCACCCUGCACCUUGUCAGGGCAGCACAGUAGAGGUGGCCCUUAGUGGUGAAGACACAAGUGAUCCACCAGCAUCCAAGGGUGUGAGAAUGGGAGAACUGCCCAGUCCUUCGCUGGCUGCAGCACUUGGGAGAGUGGGCCCUGCACCCACGGGGCAGCCAGGUGAGCCAGCCUUGAGAGAGGGAGAACAACCCUGCCAAAGGUUGCUAACCUGAGUAGUGCUGGAAACUUCACUUUGGUUGUGUGGAUACGGGAUGGCUGCUCAGCUCAGCUACCACCCACCCAGGCCCAGAUCCAGGGCUUUGAACUGGUCUACCCCAAAACCUACAUCAUCUGUAACUCUCAGUGGGCUCAAAAAGGCCAGUCCUGCUGUUCCAAAGCUACAGGAGCUUCAUGACACAGGGUAACCACAGGAUAACUGGGAGAAGUCCUGGUGUAGAUCCAAUAUUGAUGAUGUCACAGAAACUAGAGACCUCAAACCAGACCAACGACUCAUUGCAAAUGAGGAUGUUUGGACAGAGGGGUAUUGUGGGGCAUAUUGUUGACACACUAUGGCUUACAAAAGAAGUUUUCUUUUUUCUAUGCUUUGCUUAGUUUUUUUUCUUUUUUUUUGUUUGUGUGUGUGUGUUUAUUUUCUUUUUGGGGGUACUGUAAGGGCAGAUGCGAGGUUGAUAGGAGGACACAGGGAGAUGAGUGGGUCUGGACUGAAUAAUGUGAAACUCACAGAGAAUCAAUCAAUCAAUCAAUCAAUCAAUCAAUCAAUCUGCAUCCUGUAAGAAGAGGGAACAGGGGCUGGGGAUUUAGCUCAGUGGUAGAGUGCUUACCUAGGAAGCGCAAGGCCCUCGGUUCGGUCCCCAGCUCUGAAAAAAAAAGAACAAAAAAAAAAAAAAAAAAAAAAAAAAAAAGAAGAGGGAACAACCUCAUAGACAGACAUAUAUAGACAGCACCAGCUUUCUGAAGGAGGGUUUGGCAACUUCUAAAAAUUUUAUUGUGAAACCAAACCCAUGAUAAGAAUUUGUCUCAUAGCAAUGACCACAUCAGUACAAGUUAGGAAUCUAAAGAAAAACUCUACCUCUCAGUUUAUAAAAAAGGACCAAGUGUAGCUAACAUUUACAUAUAUGUUAAUAGAUGGUGGACCAGAGUCAAUUUUAAGUAGAAAGCACUAAAAUUUAAUCAUAAAAAAUUGUGGUCAAUCUGUUAAACUGUCUGUGGUCAUGAGAUUUUUUAAAUAGAUCAUUACGUUAAAAACAAACAAAUGAGCAAAGGCAUCUGCUGAAGAGAAGAGCACAACAGAGAUUAAUGUCAAAAAUUAAUAUGCACCAGGGUGCUGGUGGCACACACCUUUCACCAUAAUGCUCACAAGAGGCAGGAGGAUCAAGGCAAGCUUGGUCUACAGAGCAAGUUCUAAGGCAGGCAGAAAUACAGAGAAUCCCUGUGUCAAAAACAGCACAGCAGCAAUAAUAACAGCAAAAAGAAGCAAACAACAAAAAACUUGAAUAUGAAGUUUGUUAAAAAUGAGAUUCAAGGGCUGGAGAGGUAGCUCAGUGAUUAAGAGCACCAACUGCUCUUCCAGAGGUUUGAAUUCAAUUCCUAGCAACCACAUGGUGACAACUCAUAACCAUCUGUAAUGGGAUCUGAUGCCCUCUUUUGGCGUGUCUGAAGACAGCGACGUGUACGCACAUAUAUAGAAUAAAUAAAUCUUUAAAAAAAAGAAAGAAAAUGAGAUUCAAAACAUCUCUUCCUUCUUCUUUUCCCUUUUUUCUCUUUCUCUUCACUCCCCUACUACUCCUUCGCUUUUCAUGGUGCUGAAAAUGGAAUCUUUUUUAUUUUUCUUUUUUUCGGAGCUGAGGACCGAACCCAGGGCCUUACGCUUGCUAGGCAAGCUCUCUACCACUGAGCUAAAUCCCCAACCCGAAAAUGGAAUCUUAUGAACCUCUUUUUUCUUCACUCCUCUAAGAAUUGUGCUUUUACUUCUCCCCCAUUCGUUCUGUUUUCAAUAGCUGAUCAACUGACAAAAAUUUCAACUCAUUACCUUUUAUAAAGUUUUACUAGAAUAUAAUCAUUUUCUUUGAGCUAUCCUACUGUCUAAAGUUUAACUUUUUUCUCCUAAAAAACAAUGACACAGUUGAGUAGUAACAAACUAGUAAUUGCCACAUGGCCCACAUAGCCCAAAACAUUCACCAUCUGGCUUUUUACAGGAAAAAAAAUGCCUACCACUAUUUGUUGCCUUUGUCCUCUCCCUCCCUUCUCCACCCAUUCUGAGUCUCCAAAGGGUUUCCACAGGGAGCUCCUCUAUAGCCCAUGCUACAAAAGAUUCAACCUAGUAGCACAGCUCAGGAUACAGUGCUUACCUCCAACUGUGAACAAACCCUGGGUCUGACUCCUAGCACUGCCAGCAGUCAGACUCUAUGUAGCCAAGGCAGGAGUUACGGCAUGUGCCACCAUGCCAAUCCUCUUUUUUCUUUUGUUUUUUCGAGACAGGGUUUCCCUGUGCAUCCCUGGCUAUCAAAGAACUUGCUCUAUAGACCAGGCUGGCUUUGAACUCAGCGAUCUACCUCCUUCUACUUCCUGAGUGCUGGGAUUAACAUUGGACUGAUCAAAGAAUUCUUAAGAUAGAAUACCAAAAGCAUCAGUAUUCAUUAAGAAAUAAAUAGAUGUAAUCAAAACGUAAAACUGUGCUGUGUAAGACCAUGCUGGAAGAAAGAAAUACCCAAAGCCUGAGAAAAGUAUUUGCCAGGAAGGGAGGGAGAACACCUAGAAAUAGUUUUUCAUUAUUCUUUAUUUUGUCUUUUUAAGACUCGUGUGUGUGUGUGUGUGUGUGUGUGUGUGUGUGUGUGUGUAUGUGUGUGUGUAUCCUGGAACUUGCUCUAUAGAUCAGGCUAGUCUCGAACCAUUCUUUUUAAAUAUGCAUAUAGGUAUUUUGCCUAAAUGUGUCUGUGCAGCAAAUGUGUGCCUGAUGCCUGUGGAAGCCAGAGAGGUAUCAAACCCCAUGGAAUUUGAGUUACAGACAAUUCUAAUGUGGGCACUAGGAAAUGAACCCAUAUCCAGUGUUCUUAACUACCAAGCUUUGAUGACACAAUUUUAAAAAGCUCUUAAGACUGGACAAGUCAGACAGGCAGAUCUUUUGUUAUUAUGGUACGCACUACUCUUUUAGUGUACUAAAUGGUUUUUCUUCCUACGGUGGUCUACCAUAUUACCAAAAAGCCCCCGAUGUUCUCAAUUAACUACCAGAAAUGUACUGGUGAUAUACAUAAAUAGUGUUUAUUAGAAAUUUAUUUCUGAUAAGUAUAAGUUCACAGUAUGGUGUGCACAAGUGUAAACACAUAUAGACACAACUUCACUUAAGGAAGAAAGGGAGGCAUGGCAGCUGGAGUGAUGGCCUAAUGAGAACUUAAGUUCAAUCCUUAGCAUAUGUGUUAAUAGACGACAUGUACGACUGCCUGUGUAAGCCCAGCACUGCAAAGGAGAAAGCAAGAGUGAUGGGGCUUGCUGUCUUCCAAACUAGCUUCGGGGGGCUGGGGAUUUAGCUCAGUGGUAGAGCGCUUACCUAGGAAGCGCAAGGCCCUGGGUUCGGUCCCCAGCUCCGGAAAAAAAAAAAAAAAAGAACCAAACUAGCUUCGGGUUUGGUGAGACCCUUUUUCAAAGCAUAAUGCAGAGCAGACCCAACUUAAAACAAGAGAAUGUAGAUCAGAAGUUCAAAGUUAUCCUCAUCUAAAUAGCAGUCCCCCAAAACAAACAGAACUGGGGAGAUAGUUCAGGGGGAUAAAAGUAUUUGUGUAUGCAAGCCUGACAAUUUAAGUUUGAUCUCCAGAACCCAAGUAUAAAGGUAGAUGUGGCCAGUUGUGUAGCAAAACAAGAGACCUUAGGAGAAGAAAGACUCUAGAUAUGAAGUCCAAAGAACAAUUCAUUUUCAUAUUCAUGGUUUGUUCUUUGACAUCCACACAUGUACAGCAACAAUCUUGACCACUUAACACAAAAAAUUAACUGAAAUUUUAAAAUAAGCCAACACCUAAAACUUAAAAAAAAAAAAAAAAAAAGCAGAUGAUUUUGAAAGUACAGCAAAGCAGGUAUGUAGAUGGCAAUAAACAUAUGGGAAGAGGUACAACAUCAUUAGCUAGGCAGAGAGGCCACAUCCACCUAGUAGAAUGGCUAAAACAAAAUAUAACAACAGGAAAAUGUCCAUUCUGGAGAGGAUGGGGGGAGAAGUUAGACUUUCUAUACGUAGCAAUAGUAGGAAUGCAAAAAUGUUAUAGUCGGGGCUGGAGAGAUGGCUCAGCGGUUAGAGCACUGACUGCUCUCCCAGAGUUCCUGAGUUCAAUUCCCAGCAACCACAUGGUGACUCACAACCAUCUGUAAUGGGAUCUGAUGCCCUCUUCUGGUGUGUCUGAAAAAAAAAAAAAAACCCAGCUAGAGUGUACUCUUACGCAUAAAAUAAAUCUUAAAAGAAAAUGUUAUAGUCACUUUGAUGAAUUGGCAAUUGGCAGUCUCUGAGUUGAAUAUGGACACGUAGUAUGGUGACCUGGCAAUCAUGCUCCUAGUACUGUUUGGUUCUUUUCUUUUACCCAUACGCUAACUCUGAAAUACACCAUGUAGCCCAAACCUAUGACGGCACUACUGCCUUACCUCUGAAAGGCUGAGUAAAGAGGUGUAAGCCACCACAUCUGUCUUCUACUCUUGCUCAACGCAAGAGAAAUGAAAAUCUGGGUUCAUAUAAAUUACAGUACGUCUUACAAUGAAACACAACUCGGCAAUGAAAAGGCACUACUAAUCCAUACUACACACAUGACUUUCAAAUAUAUUUUACUGGGGAAGUCAAAUACAUUUUACUGGGGAUAGAGAGCAGACUAAAAAAAGCCACCUCUUCUGAGGGUUUUAGGACAUUCUAAUCCAACUUAGGAUGAUCCAUCUUAAAAAUGUCUCCCUAUGGAAACAGGAUCGGUUUGUAGUCCAGGCUGAUCCUCUAUAUUGUGAUUUUAGAUAGAUAGAUAGAUAGACAGACAGACGACAGACAGACAGACACACAGACUGAUUUUAAAUAAGUUUAAUUUUAUGUGUACGAAUGUUCUGCCUAUAUGUAUAUCUGUAUGUACAAGGUGUAGCCCUGGUGCACUCAGAGGUCAGAAGGCAAUGGAUUCCGUGGAACUGGAGUUAAGAUGAUUAUGAGCCACCAUGUGGGUUCUGGGAAUUAAAUUUUUAAGUAGCACAUGCUUUUAAUCCUAGCACUCAUGAGCCACAGACAGGUAGACAGACCACUGUGAUCUUGAGGUCAGCCUAGCCCACAGAUUUGAAGGCCAGCCAGGAUUACAUAGUGAAACCCUUUAAAACCAAACCAAACCAAGCCAAGCCAAGCCUCACAUACUGGGUCUUGUUAGUAGUAGCUUAGUACUUAAAGAUUUCUUGCCCACCAUGCAUGAGGCCCUGGGUCCCACCCCAGCAUCACAUGGGAGUGGUAGUACACAACUGUAAUCCCAGUAUUUGUGAGGUGGAAUUCAGAAGUUCAAAGUCAUACACACACACACACACACACACACACACACACACACACAAAUAUAUAGCAUGUUUGAAGGCCAACCUGGGCUCCUCAGGCCCUUUCUCAAAACAGAACAUCCUUCAAACAGUCCUACAAAAAGAUGAGUAAAAAUUUCUAUAAUGCAAAUUAAAAACUAAAAUUAAGAUUUAAACAAACAAAACCUUUGUCACACUGUUUCACAGCAUGGCCAUGGGCAGUCAAGGCUGAACACUUUUUGCAGGUCAAGUCUACAGCCAACUGGCAGCAUGGAGCCAGCCUUUUGGUACUUCAGAGGUUAUUCUAGUCAACUUCUAAGAAUGCUGCCCUUAACCAUUUCCAAAUCUGGGUGGCCCAACCUGGGUCCAACUGGUCCUGUGCCCAUAAGCUCUAACUGUAACAGGUCUUGUGACUAUCCAGUUAAAAUGACUACUACCAAGCCACUGCCACCUCCUGCUCUUAGGUCAACUCCCUUUAUUCCCAGGCUUUCCCUGUUAGCAACCAGUAAAGCUCAGAGGUCACACAAUUUUGCUCAUGGUCAAUAAGGCUGUUAAUAAGUGACGGAUCUUGGCCUUGUCACUACAUGGUGGUGUCCCAGAAUGAAUCAUACCUCUGUGAUGGGUGUCCCUAUUGAAUUUUCCAGCCUGUGUCCCAAGCCUGGCUUUGACCUACGUAGGGCAAAAGGCUGCUCUAUUUCUCAACUAUAAAAACCAACCUAACAAACAAAAAACAUAGAAAUAUGAGCAUGUGCUUUCGUUUUAAUCCCAGGUUUAUUGAUUCAGGGCUACUUUAGACUGUCCGAAGCAGUUGACCAUAAUUUGCAACAUGCUCUAGCAGAAGCAUGGUUUUGCCAGCUGCAGAUAAUUUCUGUGAUUAUGUGAAGGUACAUACAUUCAAGGGCCCCCCAAGAUGUGAGUAUUGGUCGUUUAGGGAGGUUGGCUGUGGCUUGAUAGUUAAGAUGUGAUCAAAGAAGAAACAAUAGGAAAGAAAUUAGAUUCAGAGAUCUUUCUCCUCCAUCCUUGUUUCUCUACCUAGUGUUGGGGUUGAAAGUUGUGUGUGUGAGUGUGUGUGUGUGUGUGUGUGUGUGUGUGUGUGUGUGUGUGUGUGUGCGCGCGCUCACGCUCAUAAGAUAAAGGGUGGGAAAAAAAACCCCACAAAGUAGCAAAAACAAACUACACUCAAUUCCUCAGCACCACUGGCAUAAGUCUUUUUUACUUCCUCAAUCACUGAUUUAAAAUUAUUUAAUUUUCACCAAUAUCAAGAGUGAGAUGUUGGCAGGGAAGAUGGGUCAGUAAGUGAAGAGUUUAUUGAACAAGACUGAUAAUCUGAGUUUGAUCCCCAGAAACACAUGUAAAAGUAAAAAGAACCAACUCCACAAAGUCGUGCUCUGAACUUCACAUGUGCUCCACACCAAAGUAAGUAACAUAAACACAGCAAGGACUAAGGGCCAAGGCUAUACAUACAUACAUACAUACCUACCUACCUACCUACCUACCUACCUACCUGGCCAAGGUCCCAACUACCACUAAUUAUGUAGUCAUGUUUCUAGCAAUUGAGGUUAACACAUCCCAAGUUCAGGGAAUGAGCGUCAUGCUAGGAAAAUGACCUUUUCAUCAUGGUAAAUCCCCUGCCAGGUAAGGAUAGACCACUGUUAUCUAAUGGGCCCCAAAAUUGGGUUCAGGGAACCCUGUGUUACACAGUAGGAAAGGAAGUUAUAGGCUCUCAGAUUUCACCAAGGAUAUUGUAUGCCUAGAGUCUUUGAGAUGGGUGGUAGGGUGGGAGGCAAAUCACCGAGGAAAUGCUCUGUUGGCAGAAAACAAAACAAAACAAAACAAAAAAAAAAAAAACAAAAAACAAAAAACCCCAAAACCUGAAGGUGCCACUUGAACCAAUUAUGACCACCACCACCCAUCAAGGACUCAGACAGAUGAGGCACAUACAGAUCCUUACCAGCCUCUGUCCAGUCAAGAAAAGGAAAGCCACUUGGCUGGGGUAGCUCCAGCUAAGUAAGUUCACAGUAGGUCAAGUGCAGAGAGUAGCCUGACCAGUCCAAGUGCUCUACAGGCCUAGGAACUUGGCUAGCUCUAGAGUCUUGCUGAAUGCCCCAGAAACUUAGAGCUGGUGAAGCUCUCGCAGAGAGAGCACAGCAACACAAUAAGGCAUGAAAACCCACCGGCUCUACCCCACUUCCAAAGCGAAUUCUGUCAGGCAAUUAAUUAUAUGAAAAAUGGUGAGGAUAAAUCAUUUCAUGUUCUCACUGUGGAUGCUACCGACUGCAACAAAACACACGAUAAAUGUGGAUACUCUUACUCCUAAAACCAAGGUGUAUGACUCCCUAAGCUGUCUCCUGACCAUACCCUUCUCCAAACCUUUCCAUCACCUUGAAUUACUUUCUACAGUGGCACUACAUACUUGUCCUCCAAGUAAUCUCUAUUUCCUCUAUCUAAUCCAGUUCUUUUUUUUAUCUUUAUUAACCUGAGUAUUUAUUUACAUUUCAAUUGUUAUUCUCUAAUCCAGUUCUAAUACAAGUUCUGCCUCUCCUUCCUCUUGACUGUCUUUCUCAGGUCCCUGUUCCCUCUUACCUAGCCCAACUCCUAACUGUGUCUGUAAACCCAACUUAACCUGUUCCUCCAAAUGACUCCUCUUCCAACGUCUCCAGGUUUCUCUGUUCAUGGUGACAUCAACCUUGACUGGUUGCUGUGCACUAUUCUCUCCUGUCAAUUCUUCCUCUGGCAUAAAGGUUUCUUUGAAGGGUAAUUGCAUCCAGUCACUUUUGAACUCCACAUUUUCUUCUCUGGGCUCAGGUGGAAUAAUGCCAACCAUGUGCCAGCCAGGCACUGGGAACACAAAUCAGGAGCAAUUCCAACCUCAGCAGAUCAAUUUAACCUUUUCCUAGUUUUAUCUCCACAUUUACCCUCCCAGACCUCUUGGUUUGGCUUAACCGGUAUACUCAGGCCUGGCACCCUCUUGAUGCCUUUCUUUUCUCAUAUUCUGCUCAUCUGCUGAUCCUAGACAGCCCUCUCCAUUCCUCUUUGAUUGGAAUCUGCUUGAAAACAAAUCCUCAGUAACCAAUAAUCAUUCCAUUCAAUAUACUUUGUAUGAAAUCAAACCUUCCUUUUUAAUUUGACUUUCUUGAGACAGGGCUUCAAUGCAGCCCAGACUAGUCUUAAAUCUCAUAGAUGGCAAUAUCUGCCCCUAACUCUUGAGCACUGGGAUUACAGGCACGAGAAACUAUUCCUGGUUUAUAGGGUGCUGGGUAUUAAAACUAAGACUUCAUGUAUAAGAGGCAAACACUCUACCAACCAAGCUACAUCCUCAAUCCUGAUGAGGUCACUUCUUCCUAGUGAUAAGAGAGAGAAUGGAGAACUUGGCAAUCUUUCUUGAGAAUAGAAAGGUAGGUAUACAUUAUAGAGCACAGCAGUGAGUAUCCACUGUGGCACUGGACAUGGAUAUUCUAUUACCAUCCUAUUUCCUCCAUUCUGUUUCAGCCAUGUGCUCUUGUCUUCAGGCAUACACUAAACUGCUUUGUCUUUCUUCUCAAGUUCUCUAUGGCCACUCAUCUUUGCAGCACUCAAACAUUAGGUAGGGCUGGCCAUCGUUGCUCUUCCUCAUGCCCAAAUUCCUUAACUGUGUUUCAGUGUUCCCUUGUUUCUAUAGCAGGUGCUCUGUAUUGUAUUAGCAAUUUCUCCAACUUAAGGAGAGCAAUCACCUAACUGGUUUUCUGCCUGCCAAUCAGUGCAUCCUUUGCAAAUGUGAUUCCCUCUGUCAACUAAUGCAAGUCUGGAAUGGGCCUUCAUAAUAUCUGAGGUCUCUUCCCAACAGACCUGCUACCCCCUUCCUUCUACUUUCCCCAAAGUUCCAUACCCCAUAUGGUUUCUUGAACUAAUGGAAGGCCUACCUACUCCACUCAUCAAGUUCUUGAAGAGCCUUUCCCACUAGUCUUUUACCUGGCUACUUCCUCUAGGCCCUCCUGCCUUAACAACUCCAGGGAACAUUUUGAGGUCUCCUGGGCUUGAAUAACAGUUCCUUUUCCUGUGCUUCCACAUCACCUGGUGCACUACUAUUGCUCACCAGCCAGGUUGAAAUCAUCUAAACAUAGGUCAUAUACACCACGGCCUCUCCAGAGCCUACCCUCUGGGCUAGAACACAACUUGGGGGAGGGGGACAUAAGGCUUACUUCCCUCUUGUUGGCCAAUUUCCUUAGGUCUUUCUCUGUAGAACUAGUACCACCUAGGGGCCAAAGGACCGCACUGCAUCUCACUCACCAUUCACCAUUUAACUAGCUUGAAUACACUGAAUGUGAUGGGAACACAAACCAGGGAACAGUUCACUCUGGAGAAAAAGCCUUGGCAUUUGGAGGCAGCUUCAAAUGGUGCCUGUGCUGAGCUGGGCCACAAAGUUUUCCAGGGAAAGAGUAGAAAGGGUCAGAGAAGGGGGUGGGGGUAUCCCAAGCUAAGAGUCAGAGAAGGGUGUGGUGGUAUCCCAAGCUAAGGGUCAGAGAAAGAUAUAGGGACAUCACAAGCUAAGGGGUUCUGGUUUUAAACUUCAGAACCAUUUGAACAGCCCAGCACAUUUUUUUUUCAUGCCCCAAGACUUCUUUUAAUCAGGAGACUCAUAGAUCUGCAUCUUCAAAAGUCAACUCCUGCUGUUGUGCAAAGACAGAGAAAUAAGUGUGAGAAGCAACUAAGCACAGGAGUAUGUUCUUCAGUCUCUCCCUUUCCACCAUUCUUGAACACAGUCAAAUUGAAGUUGUUUCCCUCAAACCAGUGUUUCAACCAGAAACAUUUUCUAUUUCUCUCAGCUUCUUCACAGAGAAGUCACAGCAUUAGAUUUGUGUGUUUUGUUUGCAUAUAUGUAUGGGAUCCUCUGGAACGGGAGUUUUGGAUGGUUGUGAGCCAUGAUGUUGUGAGCUAGGAACUGAACGCAGGUCCUCUACAAGAGCAACAAGUGCUUCUGUCCAUGGAGCUACCUCUCCAGCCUCACAGCAUUGUCAAAACCAGAUCUCAACAGUUUUGCACUCACCAGUUAAAAGGCAGUAUGUUGGAGGUAUCUUAAUGCUUUCAAACCCUGCACUGGCCUCAGUGUACGAGAUUAUCCUAAAUUUCACUUUUUUCUCUAAAAUGGAUAUCAUAACACAUACCUUAGGGACUGGAGACAGGCCCACGAAGUAUUAACACAUGGUAGUUUGUUGAAAGAUUGUGGUGAUUAUUUGUAACUGCAAGUACUCCAUGUGUGGCGUGCACAAUACUUUUACCCUGCUACUUUACAGGCAAUUGAAUACAGCUUACUCGAGAUCUUAGGAGCUUCACCCAGAUUAUCAGAAAUAGGGCCGGAAGAACUUUUCAGGAAGAUUGCUUAAGAAUUUCUCACCUCUGUGUAUGUGUACGUGUUUUGGUGGUGGGUAGAAUGAGAGAAAGGCCCUAACAACCAAUGCCUCAAUGUGGUUUUGGUACUCACAACUGAAAAAAGUAGGAGGCAAAGAUGCUAACAUUCAGUGGGCAGAGAAGCCAGGCAUGCUAUCCAACUUUCUACAAUGCAUAGAGCAGCCAGACCCCCACAACCAACCAUUAUCUGACUCUAACUGCCUAUAACAAGGGGGUUAAGAAAGCUUUCUCUAACAUCCGAUCUUGCCCCUUCUAGAGCUCUGGCCAGCGGUGUCCCACACGAACACUUCCGACAAUGGAAGCUCUGUCUAGUGCAAAAAAGUUCUCCACCGGCCCUGCACAUAGUAGGUGUCAAAACCCAUUCUGACAUGCUUUAGCAGCAGAAGACGAGAAAAGGAAGACCCGUCGUCACUCCCCAUUGUUCAACAGCAUGCAAUUGGUCUUUUCAAUAUUUACACAUUAUUUUACAAAUGAACAGCUUUGUUAGAGAUGGCGAUCAAGGAAAAAAUUUCCUUUCUCUUCUAGGACUUCCACACAUACAGAAGAAAGGUUUGCACACUUCUAAAAGGACCUCACGACCCAUCACGGUGUAUCCUGAAAAUAGUCCACAAAAGAAAUCUAUAGGAUUUCUCGAAGGAGCAAGUCUGUGGGCCGUGACCUCUGGCGCCCAAGGCCCUCGCUCCACUCUUCCACCCCCGGAUCACCGGGCCUCCGAGAUCAACUAUCUGGGGCCCCCAAGCCUCGGAGCCCGGCCCCCCAAAGCGCGUGCCCACGCCGUGUCCUUCUCCCGCCUCUCUCGCGGGAGCCCAGAGAGGAAUCUGCCCGGGGGUAGGCUUGUCGCCAAUCUGAAUCAAACAGAGUCGGUUCUCACUCGCCUAGCCGCGGCCCACACGCGCGUCUCCAUAACCAGGCCUACCGCGGCCUGGGGCCUUCGGCCGGUGCAGGCCCGGCGGACGCCCGCGGGGCUAGGCGAGCUCAGGCCCUGGCGCGGCCUACUCUUUCGGAAGUCGCCGAAGCCUCUGGCCUCACCUGAACACGGGCGGGAAGGCCCGGGACUCUGCUCCGGGGCGGGCGGCGCGGUGAUAACGGCUCCGCACGGCCUCGGUAGCGGUGGUGGCGGCGGCAGAGCGGUAGCGGCGACGGCGACGGCGACGGCGACGGCUGCGGCUCCUCCUCAGCGCGCACGACCCGCUCCCCGGCCCCGCGGCCCAGACACGCCCCCUCCCCAGCGCGCUCUACUAUUGGUUAAUGUUUUUGAAGAACCGAUCCUCAUUGGUUGGCAUGGCUGUCGCGGUACUCGGGAGCGCGCGGCGGAGGUGGGACUUCCUGUCGGCGUCGUCCGCGGUGGGACCAGGGCGCCCAGUGGAGUGGCAGAGUAGCUAUCGGUGGCCGCGGAGGGGGCGAGUUGGAGCCUGGCCCGCAGUGGACGCCAACUGGACAUCAAGGCCAAAGAGUGGCGCUUUUUAUAGAACGCACUUCGUGUGGUCCUCACAAUGCGUGAUGUGCUGCCGCUCACUUCCGAAGUAAGCAAGGUGGUCAUCGGGAGCCCAGGCUAGGAGGACAGGAUCCUCGAUUCGAAUCCCGGCCCGGACAUUUCCGGUCUGCCUGCGGUUGAACACUGGCUGACGUCACUUCUCCUGGCCUCAGUUUCCUUAACUGGUGGAGCGGGGUAAAGGAUGUGGGCAGCAUGGGCAGCUUCUGGGAAUCUAACGUUAAAAUUUCUUGGUUUUAAGAUUUUUCUUAAUGUGUAUGCAUGGGUUCAACCUGCGUGUCUGUGCACCACGUGCGUGUAGUGCAUAUGGAAAUCAAAGAGAAUGUCGGACCCUUCCCGACUAGUAUUAAUAGACUGCUGUUAACUGCAUUUGGGUGCGGAGAACUGAACCCAUGUCCUCUGGAAGAGCAGCCGAUGCUCUUAAUUUCUGGGCCAUCUUUCCAAGACCCAUCUCCUUCGAAAUUUUAAAUGCCCACAAACAUAGUAGUAGAGUGUGCCAACCAGUCGGGCAGUGAGCAGCCUGUCUCUUUUUGGGAGCUGUUGUUCUGGGCUAGUGCUAUCAGACACGUAUAUGCCAGCCUGUUUGAUUUAAAAAGUCGUCUCUGCCUCUUUCCGAUUUUUUUUUUUUUUUUUUUUUUUUUUUUUUAGCAUGUUUGUUUUCUUUUAGUCAGGAUCUUCCUGAGUAGUCCUGGCUUGGAACUUCUAAACCAGGUUGAUCAUUGAUCCGCCUGCCUCUGCUUCCUGGGUGCUGGCUUUAAAGGUGAUGUGUAUGUUUUGAGACAGUGUCUCAUAUAAUCCAGGUUGUGUGUCAGUGAAACGAUCCUUAUGCUUCCAUCUCCCAGGUUCUAGAGUUACAGGCCUGCAACACAGCAGCUGGCUAUAGGUAACCUUUUAAAGACAGUUUCAUGGGAUUCGAAAAAAUGUUAUGUUUUAAUAUUUUGUAUUAUGUCUGUAUUAUUUGUAUGUAUGUUUGUGUUUUUAAAGGAUGGUGUUUAUGUGUAUAUAAUAUGUAUAUAUUAUAAUAUGUAUGUGUUUGUGUGAGCAUAUAUGUGAAAAUCAAAGGAUUCAUUGCAGGAGUCAAGUUUUCCAACAUAAGGAACCUGGGGGUGGUGUUCUUUUUUUUUUUUUUUUUUUCUGGAGCUGGGGACCGAACCCAGGGCCUUGCGCUUCCUAGGCAAGCGCUCUACCACUGAGCUAAAUCCCCAACCAAUGUUCUUUUUUUAAAUUAAUUUAUUCGCUUAACAUCCUGAUUGCUGCCCCAACUCUUGGUCCCCCUCUCACAGAGUUCCCCCUUCCCAAAUCCUUCUCUAAGGAGGUGGAGUCCCCCAUCCCCAUAACCCCCUCACCCUGGCACAUGGAGUCUCUGCAGGGAUAGGCACAUCCUCUCUCAUUAAGGCUAGACAAGGCAGCGAUUAUGGGAGCAUAUUCUGCCCCCUGUAACAUUUUUUUUUUUUGGUUCUUUUUUUUUUUUUUUUCCCGGAGCUGGGGACCGACCCCUGUAACAUUCUUGAUCAGCUUUGUACAGUAAAACUUUUAAGGAAGCCACAAAGUUGUUGCUAUAUGGCAACUUAAAUUUUGAAAAUUAUGUAUGAACUCAGGAGAUAAGUAGAAGGGUCAGAAGUUCAUGAGCAGGAUGAAAAGGUGGCACAGCAGUUAUGAAUAGUCACAACUUUGCAGAGGACCAUGAUUGAAUUGAAUUCCCAUCAACCCAUCUAUUGACUCACAACUACCUUUAACUCCAUCACUAGGGAUAUAACGCCCUCUUCUGUCCUCUGGGGCACUGCACUCACAUAUACAAAUCCAUAUGCAGACAUACAUAUACAUACGUAAUUUAGAAAUAAAAAUACAAUCUUCCCUUAAAAUGUUCAUUCUUGACUCUGUAGCAAAUUGAAGACCAGCCUCAACUACAUGUGACCCUAUUUUUUAAAAAGUAAGUUAUUAGUUGAAGGUAAAAAAUAACGGGUCUGCAAGAUGGCUCAGCAGGAUGAGGCACUGCCGCUGGACUUCACUCUCCAGGACCCACGUGGUAGAGAGAACGGGCUCUGCAAAUUGUCCGGCCUUGUUGAGCCUCUUUAGGAGAAGAUGUGCCUCUUGCUUUCAUAUCCACACAUUGGCACACAUACUAUUUUUUUAUUGUAAACCCCAGAUAUUUUUAAUAGUUUUAUUUAACCAUAUUUCAACAUAUGAUCAGAGUUUAAAGUUAUGAGAUCUUUUGCCAGGAGGUGGUGAUGCACACCUUUAUGAGGCAGAUUUGAGGCCAGCAUGGUCUACAGAGCAAGUUCUAGGACAGCCAAGGCUAUAUAGAGAAACCCUAUCUAAAAAAAGAAAAAAAAAAAACAAAACUAUGAGAUCUUUUAUAUUCUGUGUUUUUCUUCCAUUUGUUUUUGAAAUCUAGUGUACAUUUUACAUAUCAAAUUGGACCAGUUGCAGUUCAAGGAUUCAGCAGUUCUAUGUUGCCAUUAGACGAUGAGCUAUUCUAAGAGGAGGCAGAAAAAUCAAGUGGGCUCCAUCUGAAAUGUUUUUAAAGGGACAUUCCGUCCUACGAAGGGCAUUGACCUCUGGCCCGCCCUGAGGACGUGGUAUGCACCCAUUUUCCAAGAUGGAACAGUGAAUAAAGGUCUGAGUAAUCAUGGACUGCCUCUCUCAUUAAGAACUGCCAUGAGCAUCGUGGAGGGAGCCUUUGUCUACAGAGCUUCCAAGUCUAAGUCUCCUGCAAAAGGCCCCUCCUUGCUAGUCAGUCAUUGUCUCUGUCGUCGUCCCCCGUCCCUAUCCCCAGGCUUAUCUUCAGCCAUUGGGCCCCCAACUCGUCCUUGCAAUUUCCAGCAGCGUCUGGAUGUCUGGGAGUCAGGGAACCCCAACUUUGGCCCCUAGCCUGGGCUGCAUUCUCCCACCCCCUGAGUGGUGCUACCCACAAACCCAUCACCCGAUGGUGGCAUAUGGUAAAAUGUAGUCUAGCAUCUCCUGUUUCUCCUGCCCAAGUUGUGUUCAGCGGCGUGGGACCACAUCUGGCACCUACAAAGUGGGGCAUACCCAACUGACACAUACCCCAGCUGGCAACCACACAGACCUACAUCGAAACUCUGGUCCCAACUAAGACGGUGAGUAACCCCUGGCACUAGACCGAAAGACUAGGCCUUCCCUCACUAAAGACAGAGACUCUGUCUUCUUCCCAAAUUUGUUUUUAGGCAGAGCUAUUGUACUGACCUCCAUCUAAAUCCAGACAGUCCAAGGGACCAUUAACAACAACUCUGAAGUGGAGCUGGCUCCAGAGCCACAGCAGCUUCUCUAGCCAGGCCAAGAAUACACAAUCCAUUGCCUCCCUCUGAUCUCUGCAUGUGUACAUACAUGCGGGCAUACAGUAUACUUGCAUGCAAAGAUGCAUGUGUCCCACUUCCUAAUUGAAACUUGAUGUUGGGCACUUAACAGGAGCUAGUUCACUGAAGGUCUGAAUUUUUUAAUUAUAUUUAUGUGUAUAUGUAGGUGUGCUUGUGUGGAUAGGUGUGCGCAUGUUCAUUCAAGCACAUAGUGGUCACAUGCUUGUAGAGGCCAGAGAUUCCUUUCAUUUUCUAUGUGCCGUCUGUCUUGGUUUUCUGAGACAGAGUCUGUUCCUUGGCCUAAAACUUGCCAAUUUGACGAGUCUGGCUGGGGAGCCCCUUUGUCUUAGGGUUUCUAUUGCUGUGAAGACAUCCACUUUUUCUUAAAAAGGAAAACAUUUAACUGGAGCUGGCUUAUAAUUCAGAGGUUUAGUCCAUUAUCAUCUUGGGGGGAAGCAUGGUGGCAUGCAGGCGGACAUGGUGCUAAAGAGAUAGCUGAGAGUUAGUCCUAUAUCUAGAUCUGCAGGGAGCAGAAAGUGAGACACUGGGACUGGCUCCAGCAUUUGAGACCUCAAAGCCCUCCCCAGUGACACACUUCCUCCAACAAAGCCACACCUACUCCCAACAAGGCCGUACUUCCUAAUAGUGCCUAUGGGGCCAUUUCAUUCAAACUGCGGCAUUUCAUUCCUUGACCAUGUAGUGUGAUUUAUCUUGUAGCCCUGGCUAAAGGAACACCAAUUGCUAGUCAACUGGUCCUUUAAGUCUUAGCUGUUAGAACUGCUUGACCCCACAACCUUUAGUGUUGGUUACCUCUUGAAUUUCUGGAAACAGGAUAGGAUAUUAAAAAGUCAGCUGAGGCUAAGAGGGAUUGGGGGCUAGCAGCCUGAGAGGAGAAGGCAGUUGAUGCAGAAGUAGUUAGGAGACAGUUAAGCCAGGACACCCUGCGAUGAGCAGGCUCAUAGCUAAUAGACUAGAGAACAGUUGUAAUUUGGAGCUGUUAAUUUUGAGAAAAGUGGGAGAAGGGACUGUCUAAGCAGAAUGUUGGGGACUGAGGGAGGAACAGUUGUGAAGAACAUUUGAUGACUGGGAGAAACAUUUGAAGGGGCUGUGCUGGAAACUGGGAAGAAGGGUUUGGAAAGAAAUUAGAUUCAGAGAGGACCCCCCACCCCCCACCUUUCUUUCUCCUAUCUAGUGUUAGGGGGAUAAAGAGUGGGAAAAAAAGAAAAAAAGCAAAGACCACAAAGUAGCAAAGACCAGCUAUAGACCUCCAUAGACUUGUAGCCAGACCAUAAUGCAAAAUGUAUUUAGUUCAUCUUCAAAAGUUCUCACUUUCUAUAACAGUCUCAACACUGUUUAAAAAUCCAAAGUUCAGGGUUGGGGAUUAGCACAGCAGUAGAGCGCUUGCCUAGCAAGCGCAAGGCCCUGGGUUCGGUCCCCAGCUCCGAAAAAAAAAAAAAAAUGAACUGUGAAAAAAAAAAUCCAAAGUUCAAAGUCUCUCUGAGACUCUUAACUGUAAUCCCUGUAAAAUCAAAAUGGAAAGAAAGCAGCACAAAACAAACCAAAAACAGAUCACAUGCAACUGCAGGGGUUCCAGAGGGGAGGGAAGGGAGCGUAGUGAGCAAAGACUGGACCAAAGCAAGACCGAAACCCAGUUAGUGCAGACUUUAACUUCUGCAUCUCCAUUCUGAUGUCAAAAUGUUCUUCAGGUCUCCGACUCUUCAGUUUGCUGACUGCACACACUUUGCUUGUGUUGGCUCUGCUCCCUGUCAGCAGCUUUCCUUGGCAGUCCUACAAUUCUGGCAUCUCCAACAUCUUGGGCUGUCCAAGGCAGUCCAGCCUUAACCUUCAUAGUUUUGCAGAAUGGCCUCUCUGAGCCUCCAGCCUGGCUUCUGCAGAUUUCCUUAGUUGUGGAGGGAGAUUCUGUAACCCUUUCCAUACCCUUCUUAUACCCUCGACUCAGAGCCAGAACCCUGUGGCUGAAGCUUCCCAGUUGAGCUGUUCACUUGGGCUGGCGGAAGGCUCCUUGUUCAGUUACAUCUGCAUCAGCUUUAUAUUUUCAAUGGUUUCCUUCACUGCCAAACUUUUCUUUCCACCCUUUUCAUAUGUUGGAAGCUUGGCAGGAUGGCUCUUUCCCAGAAGCUACUUACGACUCCUUUUAUUCCAUUUAAUGUUUGUCUCCUUAAACCCAGGCCUUAACUCCAUAUACGCACUGGUGCCCUUCUCUCCUCGGUGUACAGUAGGUACUUUUCUUCUUCAGCUUGUUCUUUUAUGUAAAUCUGCAUUAUGUGCUUGUGCAGCACUAAUGGAGGCUGUAAAAAGGUAUGGAGUCCCUGCUAGGGAGAGCUGUGAGCCACUGUGUAGGUGUUAGGAAUUAUACUUAGGUUCUCAGGAAGAACAGUCAGUGCUAUUAGUAAACAGUCAGGUUUUCCCCCACCCCACCCUUUUUAAAAUGGUGUCCUGUAGCCCAAGCCGGCACCAGACUUCAUAUGUAGCUAAGGAUGACCUUGGACUCAUACUCCUGCCUCUACCACCCCAAAGCUGGGAUUACAAGUGUGUACCACCAUGCUUGGUUUUCCUUUAUUUAUAUUCGAUUGUUAAUAACAGUCUGAUUUUAAAAAUUGUGUGUGUGUGUGUGUGUGUGUGUGUGUGUGUGUAUUGUGUUGAACUUGGGGGAGUUGGUACAUCUUUUUCACCAUGUAGGGCAAACUCAGAUUGUCUCAUUCAGUACAUUUAACCUCUAAACCAUCUCAUUGGCCACAGACUUAAGAUUUUCAGAAAUAGGGGUUGGGGAUUUAGCUCAGUGGUAGAGUGCUUGCCUAGGAAGUGCAAGGCCCUGGGUUCGGUCCCCAGCUCCGGGGGGGGGGGGGGAGAAGAUUUUCAGAAAUAUCACAAAGAUGAUUUUUUUAUUAAUAUAUUUGCUUUGGUUUUUUUGUUUAAUUUGAGAUGGUCUUACUCUUUAUCCGUGGCUGGUCUGGAACUCAUUAGCCUCAAACUGCCUUGAGCAAGAUACGCCUGCCUCUGUUUCCCAAGUGCUGGGAUUAAAGGUAUUCACCACCAUAUCCUUUUCACUAAUAUAAUUGUUACCAGACCUAGUAGUAUAGAUUUGUAUUCCCUGCUUGAAGCUUAGAGUAAUAGUUUAUCCAUCUGUAAUCUUAUCAUUAAACCACAAGUUUAAGACUAACCUGGGCUACAUAUCAAGUCCAGGAUAGCAAUAGUAAUAAUUUUUUUACAUGGGCAUGAGACAUCAAAGGUAGUGGGCUGCCCGGUAUGUGUAAGGCCUGAGAUUCAGUCCUAAGCACUGAGAAGGGGCAGGGGGAUGGCUCAAUAAAAUGCCAGGUACACGGGCUUGAAGAUCUAGCACUGCCCUACAUUGACAUAAUGCCCUGGCAUCGUCAUAAAAGCUCAGCACUGAUGGGAUGAAGAUAGACAGAUCCCUAGAGCUUACUGCUUAGCUAGCAUGGCUGAGUCGAUGAGCCCUAAGCUCAGAGCUAGGACUUAGAGCCAGUGAGACCACUUAGCAGGUAAAGGUGCUUGCUUCUAAGCCUAAUGACCUGUUUGAUUCUUGGAACUUGUGUGGUGAAAGGAGAGAGCUGGCCUCUGCAAGUUGUUGUCUGGUCUUCAAGCUUGUACACAAUACACACAAAGAAAUGUUUUACAAAAUUACCAGGAGAGUGACCGCCAUCUACUCUGUCCUCUGCAUGCAUGCAUACACCCAGAUAAGUGUUUACAUGCCCACGUGAACACAUAUAUAUAUACCACAGCACACACAUACACAUACAAAAAGUAAAAAUUUAUUGUAAUUAAUAGGCCAAUAUUGAUGCCUUGUUCUUGGUUAUAUAGAAUAUUUUUCUCUAAUAUUUGUUUUCUCUUCCAGGGUCCCACAAAGAUUACAACAUACCAAUUAAUUGUCCUGUCUAGUUACUUCUUGGCUGUGACAGAAUCACACCUUCCACAUUUGUGAUAACCUUUACACUGUUAAAAAGUCAGGUAUUUUGUCCUUUGAAACUAGAGCUUUGUAGCUUAGAGCCAUCUUGCUGUCUAGAGCAAGCCAGGUUAGUGGGGACUCACAGUCCUCUUGGGUGCUGGAAUUAUAGGCACUCCUCACUGCACCUGGCAGGUGAGUUAUUUUGAAAGGUGUUUUCCUGUUAGAGUAGUCAUAAGAUUAUGAUAAUAUUGACUGAAAGAUCAGUUUUCCACCUAUCAUAUUUUAAAAGAUUUAUUUAUUUUUUAUUUAAUUUUAUGUAACUACACUGAAUCUAUCUUCUCACACACUAGAAGAGAGCAUUGGGUCCCAUUACAGAUGGUUGUGAACCACCAUGUGGUUGCUGGGAUUUGAACUCAGGACCUCUGGAAGAGCACUCAAUGCCCUUAACCACUGAGCCAUCUCUCCAGCCCUCAAUCAUUCUCCAUCUUUUUUUUUUUUCCAUUUUAUUUUUUGAGACAGUCUCUUAUUAAACCUGGAACUGACUGGUAGGCUAGGUUGGCUGGCCAGUGAGCCCCAGGGAUUCUACAGUGAGGGUCCCAGUCCUCAGUGCCAAGACUGUAGGUAUGCACCACUGUACCCAGUUUCUUUUGUGGGUGUUGGGGAUCUGAACUCAGGUCCGCAUGCUUGCACUAUAGGCAUUUUACUGCCCGGGUCAUCUCCUCGGUACCCUCCUAUGUUAAGGUAUAUCCAUCAACAUUGUCUAAUCGGUUCUGCUAGAGCCUUCAGCAUGCUAAGUUAUUAGCGUUCCCUAGAAUGGCAGAAUGAAUAUAUAUAUGGAGUUAUUAGAUUCACAGGCUGUGUUCUAGCUAAUCCUAAUCCAACAAUGGCAGUCUAUGAAUGGAAAGUUAAGAAUCUAGAAGUUGCUCAGUCCAUGAGGCUGAAUGUCUUAGCUGAUCUUCAGAAGAUGUUGAAAUUCCAAAGAGGAAGGCUCCAAUGUCAGUGAGGGAACGGACUUGCUAGCAAGGCAAGAACAAGCAGACAAAGAGCAAAACCUUUCUUCUGGGUCCUUACAUAGGCUUCCAGCAGAAGGAAUGGCUCAGAUUAAAAGAGUGUCUUCCCACCUCAAGGUCAGAAUUAAAGAUGUGUGUCUUCCUGUCUCAAAGGUCAAUACUAGAAGUGAAGUCACCUACUUCAAACCAAGCAAAAAAUCUCUCACAGGUGUGCCCUCCAUUUCUGGAUUGAAGUUUACUCAAGAUGUAGUCAAGUUGACCACCAAGAAUAGCCAUCACAGUAACCUUCUUCUGGCAUGUAUAUAUGCAUACACAGAAAUAUGUGCAUAUGUGUAAUUUUUAAGAAUAAUAAUUAAAAAAUAAGCAAUGCGGGAGGCACCAGUCAAGUGGAUGGUAGCAGUUACUGGGCAGAUGUCCUGAAGAAAUUGAGCCAUGCUCCAGCAGUCAAGUACGCCUGUGUGUUUGUGAUCUCCAUCGUGGAUAUGACAAUCAGCUGCACGAAGUUCCGCCUUCACUUCUUCACAGUGACCAACUGUAGUCCAUUCUCUGCUCUUAGUAUAACUGAAUACUAUUUCAUUCUGUUGUUCAAAGGGGUCUGAUUUUAGCCAUUAGAAUUUCUUUUAGUUAUUUGUAUGGUCCUUGAGUAUUAUCCCCAGUGUGUUCAGGUUCCUGGACACUUCUUACUCUAGCAUUGCAAGAUCCUGCAGGCUCAUAUUAUAUACUUCUUGCCUCAGUCCUGGAAUAAACCAUUUCUCCAAGAAGUCUUAGAUCUUUGUGUAGGAGAAUGAUAUUAGAAAUUAAGAUGAAGGGCAGCGAGAUGGCUCUGUGUUAAAGACUUUACUUCCCAAGUCUAAUGACCCGAAUUUGGUUCCUGGAAGCCAUAUACAGAUAGGAGAGGACUGACCUCACAGACUUGCCCUCUGACCUCUACAGGUAUGCCAUGUUAUGUGUGGCCACCUGCCCACACAGACCAGAUAUGUAUACAUACACAAUAAUAUUUUUUUCCCUUUUAUACACGGUCUUACUAUAUAAUCCUGACUGGCCUAUUUGUUAGGUAGAACAGGCUGGACUUGAACUCAUAGAAAUCUACAUGCCUCUGCCUUUCCAAGUAUUGGGAUUAAAUGUGUGCAUUACCAUGCUCAAUCGUAUUUUUUUAAAUCAAAACUUGAGAUGCAAAUGAGCUAUAAGAGCAUGGACUGCUAAUUUAUAUUGUUCCUUGUGGUUUUGAUCCUGGGAAUGGAACCUGGGCUUUGUGCCUACUAGACAAGUACAGUUCCAGCCCUGGUCACAGCUCUUUUAAUCAUCCCCAUUGUACUAGGUUUGGUAACUCACCUUUGGGGAUAUAGCAGUAACUAUACAAGGUGUGGCGUCUAGCUUAAUGUCAGCCCUUAAGAGACAUGAGGACAGCUCCAGCAUUUGCUUUGUGGCCUCAGAAAGUUAACCUUCCCUAUUUAAAAUUGGGGGUGGAGGGGUGAUGGCAAUACUUCCUGACGUUCUCUGAGAACUAGAAACCCUAGGACAGAGCCUGACCAAGUAUUUAUUACAUUUUUCUCUGUCAUUCUGAGGCAUCAGUCCCAAAGCCCCGCGUCUGAAUAACUGUUUCCUCCAGAUUGAAACAUCCUGUACGGAAAAGGGAAACUCAUAACGCUUAGAAAGUAAAGAAAACUUCCAAGUCUCAGGAAGAGCUUGCAACCUAGAAGAUUCACAGGGAACUUCGCUGUGGCUGUGCUACAGAAACAGUAACAGUUACUGUGGAGAGUAAGGGAAAGUGUCUUGUGGCUGAACUAAGCUGUCUUUCGGUCAUUAUAGUUCCAGGCCUGUAGUUUUUAUGAGUCAUCGUGUGCUAAGUGAGCUUUUCAGUGACCUGAUGUCUCUGAGCCGUCUAGUUCUAGUAAGUAACCUAAGUAUACUCCCUGGUUCUACACACUGGUACCCUGUGUAGAAUGAAUAGACAGUUGUCCCUCUUGGCUCAGGAAGUCACAAAACACCUGUUGAAGUUGGGGAAGUACUCUACCACUGAGCUGUAUUCCUGCCUGUCUUAGUUAGGGUCUUACUGCUAUGAACAGACACCAUGACCAAUGUAAGUCUUAUAAAGGACAACAUUUAAUUGGGGCUGGCUUACAGGUUCAGAGAUUCAGUCCAUUAUCAAGGCAGGAACAUGGCAGCAUCCAGGCAGGCAUGGUGCAGGAGGAGCAGAGUUCUACAUCUUCACCCGAAGAAAGCCAGGAACAGAUUGAGCAUCCCCACGAAGCUAGGAGCAGGGUCUCCAAGCCCACCCCCACAGUGAAAUACUUCCUCCAACAAGGCCACACCUUCUAAUAGUGCCACUCCCUUGGGCCAAGUAUGUGCAGACCAUCACACCACCCCUUGUUUUCUAGUUCCUUUUUCUGUUAGUGUCAGGCCUUGGGUAAGACUCAGCCGACAAGCUUGUCUGGUCAGGUUGUUCUUGCUUUUUACCUCCAUAUCCCAGUCCCUUCAUCACAAGCUCUGCACCGCUCACAAGGUUGGGAGAUGGCUGAGGAGUUUUGUUUUUGAAAGGUUUGCAUGCAUGUGUCUCUGAAUGUAUGCCCACAGCUGUGUACAGAUGGAGACCAGAAGAGGGUAUCAGAUUUCCUCCCCCUCUACCUAUGGUCCUUCCCUGAACCUGGGGCUUUUGUUUGUCUUUCAGCUGGACAGAUCUAGCAAGACUUAGUGAUCUGUCUCUGCCUCCUUUAGAACUGGGGUUGUAGCAUAUGUUGGAUGCCCAGCUUGUUACGUGUGUGUUGGAUCCUCAUGGCUAUACAACAGGUACUCUAAACUAUAAAUCCCUUCCAGCCCAGAGAUGACUCAGUCUCGAUGCCUCCUUUGAGAAUAUCUUUGCUCUCAUACACUUUUCAUGUAGGGGAGCACAGAGCUCAGUCAGAGCAUAAAGGAUGCUUUUGUGUAGCUGUCUCUUCCAGAUUAAAGCAUUCCUUCCUGGGAAUGAGGGAGGCUCAUAAAACUCAGGAAGUAAAUCAACUUGAAAGCUGCACAAGGCCCUUCACUUCAGGUUACAGAAGAAAUAACAGCUGUACAUACCGAUACCCAGGAUUCCCUCUCUUGCACCACCACCAAAAAUCGUGAGGGAGAGCCUACCAGGCAGAGAAGUAGGGUGCUUGGCUCCCAGACAGAGACUGGCAAGAACAAAACAAAAUGGAUACCAGGGGCUGCAGAUAGGGCUCAGUGACUACAGCACUUGCUGGACAGUUGUCAGGAACAGAGUAUGAAUCUCUCCAACCUAUAUAAAUGUCAUCUGGAUGGGGUGCAGCACUCUGUAAUUUUAGCCUUGGACUGUGGAGACAGAUCAGCAGAGCAAGCUAAUGAGGUCUGGUUUGAUUGAGAGCUCUGCCUAUGGUUCCCAACAUCAGCAUGGGCCUCCUCAUGCAUGUAUGUGAGCUCAUACAUGCAAACAUGUAUACAUAUAUGAAAGAAGAGGGAGGAGAUAGCUAUUCAGGAAGAUUAUUCUAUGUAAGGAAUUCAAGUAGGGAGUAGAGAGAAUGGGAAAGACACUGAAGAAGUGCUGUUCAUCUGCCCUGAAGAAUCAGAGAGGAAGCUAGAGAAGUUAUGUCAUUUAAGAUUUGUUUUUAGAAAGUGAGCAGUGGGAGGUGGUUGCACAGGCCUUUAAUCCUAGCACUUAUGAGUCAGAGGCAGGCAGAUCUCUGUGAGUCGGAGGCCAGCCUGGUCUACAGAGCUAGCUCAGGACAGCUAGGAUACACAAGGAAACUAUCUCAAAGGGGAAAAAAAAUGUGUAUGUGUGUAGUUACCUGAGGCCAGAAAAUAAGUAAGUGCUGGAGCUGGGGUUAUAAUCUGUUGUGAGCCACCUAAUGUGGGUACUGGGCUUCUGCAGGAACAGCAAGCCCUUUUAAUCACUAGGCUGUUUCUUCAACCCCAGGUCUGUCUUUUUUUUUUUUUUUUUUUUAAAUCAGUGUGGUUACCAUAGCAACAAGAAACAGGCCCACAAAGCCUCAAAUGUUUUCUGUCAACUCCUUUCAACAAAGCUGUGGAUAUUUGUUUGUACUAGUUUUCUGUUGCUGACAAGGUGACAUUUUAGAUGUCACAUUUAAGUAGAUGAACAUGUUAGAUAGAGGAAAGGUUUAUUUUGGCUUUUGGAUUUCAGUCCGUGAUCUCUUGGCUCGCCUGCUUCUGGCCUGUGGUGGGGCAGAAGAGUGCAGUGGGCACAGCUGUCCCUCUCAUGGCAGCCAGGAGGGGGAGACUGAAAACAAGAGAGCAGGUACAGAAAGCUGCAGGCGGUCUGUGGGUUCACAGGGGACGAACAAACAACCCAGGAGCAGCAGCCAGUGUUGUGAGUCUAAGUUGGUACUGAGAAGACAGGAAUGUCUCCAUGGCUUGGUGUCCAAGCAGGCUAGCCAAACAGUGAGAAGCCCUUUCUUUCAUACACACUGAACAAAAAUGGCCAGGCAAGGUGCCUCAUGCUUUUAGCACAAACAUGAGUUCAAUGCUAGCCAAGGAAACACAAUAAGACCAUCUCAGAAACCAAAAAACAAGGUUGAGAGUGAUUGAGGAAGAUGCUCAGUGUUUACCUGUGGCCUCCACUCAUGAUACUGGAAUGUGGGGGAGUAUAAGAAGUCUCACAGCUGGGUAAAGAGUGAUUGGGGGAAAUGCCCAAUGUUGGCCUAUAGCUUCCACAUACAUGUCCACACAUACACAGUCCCAAGGGAGUGGCACUGUAUAAUUGGGGGCGGGGGAGGAAGGGACUUUCAGCUGGGCAUAAGGUAGCCAACCAGAAAGAGAAAGGAAAGCUCUAGGAAAAACAAGCCAGAGCUGGCUCCACUGCUCUCUGGCAAUACAGUAGGGCUAUCCUUGAUGGUGGGAGCUACCCCCAAGGGCAUAGGCUGGGGAGGGCUGACCCUACCUACCCCUAGAUUGCCAUGGAGUGGCUUGGGAGACAAAGGCCCCCUCACCUCCUUACCCCUCACUGCCUUUCAGCUGGCCCUACACCUCACCUGGGCAGCACAGUAGAGCUGACACUGGAGGUAAAGGUUUUGGUAGGCUGGCCCAAAGAUGAGAACAGGAAAGCUGAUCCUACCUGUUGCUGCCUAUGGCACUGAGUGAGCUAGCCAGGUCAGUGCUGGAGAGCUCGCCCUGGUGGUGUGGGUACAAGAAGGUUGGUGGACUGAACCACUCAGCUACCUCCCAGGCCCACAUCCAGGGCCUACCCCAUCUAUGAUUCACUGAUGUUUGUGAAAGGGCUGGUUUGAAGUUUCAGGAUCUCCAUAACACAGGGCAACAGCAGCAUACCUGGGAGGAUCCAGCACUGACAGUGUAGCAGAAGCCAGAGGCCUCAGAACGGACCAACAGCUGUCUCAUUGCAGUGAACACUUGUAACUUGCAAGAAGGAUGUGUGUGCACAAAAGGAUGUACUCUGGGACACUACAGCUUCCAUGGCAAGACUUUUUUGUUGUUUGAAGAGAGGUUUGCAAGGGUGGAUAUGGAAGGAUGGGAGAUGAGUGGGAUUGGGGUGUAUGAUGUGAAAAUCAUAAAGAAUAAAAAGUAAAACAGGAAA
Molecule: messenger RNA, 31443 nt
Organism: Rattus norvegicus (Norway rat)
Lineage: Eukaryota; Metazoa; Chordata; Mammalia; Rodentia; Muridae
Source: RefSeq, a predicted model, not a curated record